AUGCCACUGACUAUACUCAUACUUGAUGGCACUGAUGUGGAUAUGUGUUUUGUGGAAGAAUGCUUUAAGACAACAUGGGGUGGUGCUUGGUUGAAAGAGUUGAGUUUGAGGAAGUGUGCAAAAAUCGAACACUUCGAUCUCCUGGAAUGGCUUGGACCCGCCUUUUAUAGAAACGUGAUUCAUGGAUUGCGAGUUUUGAAGCUUUGGGGUUGUGGCACAUUAUCUCCAAAGGGGGCCUUUAAACCUUCAUUGGCCACUGGGAAUUCUUCUGGGAAUCAGGUAAAUGCCGAUGCUGUAAAUCUACCACAAAACGAUCUUUCCGGCAGCAGCCCAGAUGCGCAAACGCCUAUCAACACUGAAGCCGCGGCCGCACCCCCGAGCUCGGGGAGGGCCAAUCAUGCAACCCUCUCUCUCACUUCGUUAUGUCGUCGAAUGAAGAUAAACCUCGAUAUUGGACUUUGUACGAUGAAGCAACAGUGUGUCAGUCUACAAGCCAUUGAACGUGCAUACGCUGCCCAAGACAUACUUGAUGCUAUAGGCGGUGUCAUGGGUAUUCCACCGCAUGUGAGGGAUAACCAGCUGGCCGAUUUGGUUGUACUCGCUGAAAAGAAGCCAAUAAAGAGGAAGUGCUGCGUGACAGGAUGCAACGUGGUUAUAGUGAAGGCCCUGUGUAUGAGCUGUGAGGAAAACAUGACCUGUCAGAAGUGUCAGAACUUCUAUUGCCAACACCACGCUUCGAGUGAAUACCUGGAUUUGCUCUGCCCUAUCUGUGGGCCCUGCUGCAAAAACUGCUUCCCUACGUAUUCGACCGAAUGCAGUGAAUGCGACCAGCAUUUCUGCAACGAGCAUUAUCCUAAUGGGAGGUGUUUGAUUGAAUUGGAUACUGUCACAGGGGAUCUUUUACUUAUAGAUGAAAGCGAGGUUAUUGCGGAGGAGAAAAUGGUCGAAGACGGGCAAAUAGAAUACCAGGACCUAUUUCCUGGACGAGGGCGUGACUUCUACUUCGACGACGUCUGGCCAUGCCGUCUCGUUGAUACAGAUAAGGAUAAUUUUUCGAAUGUGGAUAGGACGAUUGAUUCAGACAAGGAAGAUCUUGAGGACCCCGAUAUGGUACCGGAGUUAGUUGAUCCAGACCAGGAUGGUUAUUAG
Morchella sextelata is the source of this 1149-nucleotide messenger RNA. RefSeq lists its product as uncharacterized. The transcript is spliced from 6 exons. The record is from RefSeq and is a predicted model, not a curated record. NCBI's taxonomy places the organism in Eukaryota, Fungi, Ascomycota, Pezizomycetes, Pezizales, Morchellaceae. The coding region runs from base 1 to 1149 and encodes 382 amino acids.